Molecule: messenger RNA, 1989 nt
Organism: Papilio xuthus (Asian swallowtail)
Lineage: Eukaryota; Metazoa; Arthropoda; Insecta; Lepidoptera; Papilionidae
Product: carboxypeptidase E
Exons: 8
Coding region: 173-1627 (484 amino acids)
Biological process (GO): peptide metabolic process; protein processing
Molecular function (GO): metallocarboxypeptidase activity; zinc ion binding
Source: RefSeq, a predicted model, not a curated record
UUUGUCACGCUGAGUUGUCAUCUUGCUUGAAUGUAUGCAGAUGUCGCGGUCGCGGGAAACACGAUCGAUACAGUGUUGAGUUUGUUGUGUGAUAGGAAUCAAUUAGGCUUGCGUUAGUUAUCCUAAAAUUAUGUUUGAAUGAAUAACUAGAAUAUUAUAAAAAAUAAAUAUCAUGAUGUUUGUGUAUCGGUUCGUGUAUUUAGCGUUUUUCCUUUCCGCGUCGGCUAAAUUUAUUUGGAAGCACCAUAAUAAUGAAGAAUUACCAUUAGUUUUGGAAGAAGUUCACCAAAAAUGCCCAAAUAUUACUAGAGUUUAUGCUUUAUCAGAACCAUCUGUUCGAAAUGUUCCCCUUUAUGUGAUCGAAUUUUCUGACACACCUGGAUUUCAUCAACCUUAUAAGCCUGAAGUAAAAUAUGUGGGAAAUAUACACGGAAAUGAGGUUCUUGGUCGAGAAUUAUUGCUCGGUUUAGCUGAUUAUUUAUGUGAACAGUAUUUGAAGAAUGAUCCUAACAUUAUGACACUUAUUCAUAAUACUAGAAUACAUCUUUUACCCUCCAUGAAUCCAGAUGGUUGGCAACUGUCCACAAAUUUCGGUGGUCAAGACUAUCUGCUUGGACGUGGUAACAACCAUUCAGUGGAUUUGAACAGGAACUUCCCGGACUUGGAUGCUAUUACAUUUGAGUUUGAGCGACUUGGUAUCAACCACAACAAUCACCUGUUAAAGGAUGUUACCCGACUUGCAGCACCAUUGGAGCCAGAAACUCGCGCGGUGAUACGCUGGAUAAUGUCAAUACCGUUUGUGCUGAGUGCGGCGAUGCACGGCGGAGAUCUGGUCGCCAACUACCCUUACGAUGAAAGCAGGAGUGGUGCCCUUGCCUCCGAGUACUCCGCCAGCCCUGAUGAUGAUACCUUCAAGGAAAUAGCUAUGGCAUACGCGAACGCGCACGCCGAUAUGGCAUCAGUCAACCGACCCGGCUGCCACGUCAAUGGUCCCGACCAAUCUGAAGCCUACAAUUUCGGCAAGCAGGGCGGUGUCACGAAUGGUGCAGACUGGUACAGUCUCAAAGGAGGUAUGCAAGAUUUCAACUAUUUGGCUACAAAUGCAUUUGAAAUCACACUAGAAUUGGGUUGCAAGAAAUAUCCAUUGGAAAAUGAAUUAGAGAACGAAUGGAACAGGAACCGUGAAGCUCUGCUAGCCUAUUUGUGGAAGGCUCACAUCGGUAUAAAGGGAAUCGUAAGCGAUGAUACUGGCUUCUUAGAAAAUGCUAUCAUAUCUGUAGUCAAUCUAACUGGACACACGCCAAAGCCUAUACGACAUGACGUCACUACUGGUGUUUAUGGUGAUUACUACCGCUUGCUGACUCCGGGUCGUUAUGAAGUGACCGCAAAUCACCCCGGUCAUUAUCCAGCACAGCGCAUCGUUACAGUGCCCCAGCGACAGUCCUCAGCACGGAUACUCAACUUUAAACUAGAGCCGAUACGUUACGAAGACGGUGCUCUGUUCUUCGAUCCUCCGUUCAUCCGUUACCAGCACGUGCUCGGCGACCAGCCUCGUAUCUACAAACGGUCACUCUUCGAAAAGGUCACCAAUACUUUACUAGAAGCUAAAGAUACACCCAAACAAUAAACACGGCAAUGGAUUCUAGACCUUAUGGUAAUUGAAAUAAGUAUGAAAUUAUUGUAAACUUAUUAGCGAAAUUUGAGUGACGAAUCAGGAUAUAAUUUGUCGCUGAUAGUUAAGUAAUAAAAUGCAUUCGUAAGUCGUUUGACAUUUUAGUCAAUUUUUUUUUCUUCAUACAAUAAGUUUAUUCGACAAGGUUGAAUUUAUCAAAGUGUAUGCAAACGAUAAAAUAAGUAGUGUUCCUUUAUAUAGUAUAUAAAUAUCGCGCAGAAAUUUGAGUGCCAUAAAAUAUCUCUUUCCAAUUGUUGAAUUUUAUUUUUUUAUUAUAAAUAUUGUUUACAGAAUAUAAAUAAAAUUUGUCUAGUCCA